AUGGCUUGUUCUUCCGCUUAUCAAGAUGAUAAGACUGAGAGCGACUUUAUUCCAGGACCUCUAGGAUGUAAAUAUGACGACUCGCUAACCGAAUUGCAAAUUCAGCUUGUUGUCCCAGGAAUUAGAGAAAAGACGUUUAUGAAAGCGUCAAAUACGCAAGUAUUUCUUAAAAGUGACACAUCGAGCCUCAAUUGUACCAUUGAAAUAGUUAAAGUGGACAAGAAGCAAAAGCCACCCAGCAAGACAAUUAUGGACAGACGUUAUUAUGAGGUCGAUAAGUUUCCUGGCGAAAUAUCAGCGGUGUCUUUUCGACUGAAAAAAGAUUGUUGUGUUUUAAUAGUUCGAAAGAAGACGCCUCAAUUGUGGUCUAAUUUUAUGAGCCAAUAUGGAUUCUAA
Molecule: messenger RNA, 396 nt
Organism: Angiostrongylus costaricensis
Lineage: Eukaryota; Metazoa; Nematoda; Chromadorea; Rhabditida; Metastrongylidae
Source: the annotation of a GenBank genome assembly